Cladophialophora immunda is the source of this 1018-nucleotide messenger RNA. RefSeq lists its product as uncharacterized. Lineage: Eukaryota; Fungi; Ascomycota; Eurotiomycetes; Chaetothyriales; Herpotrichiellaceae. The record is from RefSeq and is a predicted model, not a curated record. The transcript has 2 exons. Bases 1 to 783 code for a protein of 260 amino acids.
AUGGUCGCGGUCACCCCGAUUUUGUGGUUGACAGCCAUCGUUCUGCUGAACUUCAUCAAAGGAUCGAACUCUGCCCGUCGUUUUGAACGGCGCAGUGACCUCGACUAUGUCCCUCCCAUCAACGCCUCAGCCGCCGCAGGCUGGGCUGUGCCUCUGCAGGGCAGCAACACCUGCGACCCUAACAAAACUUGCACGGAUUCACUGUCACCUCCGCCUCCUGGCAAGCCUCUUCAAUACCUCGCAAUCGCACGUGGCCUGUACAUGUAUCUGUGCGCCGGCGAUGGACCCAAUGAAGUCGCUCAGUUUCAAUCUCAAUCCACGCAGCUUUAUGAUGCAGCCCCGCUUAUCCAAAACCUCCCCAAUGAAGCCGCCUUCCAUGCCCUCCCUGCCAAACUUCACGACUUCGACUAUGAGCAGCUAAAGAAUUCCACUUUGGAGUGCUUGGGUACCAUUGGAACCGUCAACGAUACGGCCAUUGUCACUCUUUUCGACAUUGCGACGUUCGAAGCCCUUCCGUACGAGUCCGUGUUGGCGCCAGACGAUCCUACGAGCACUAGCAGGUGGGCACACUCAGUGAGCUCGAAGAGAGACUGGGAUAUCUACCGAGUUGAAGUUGCGGGAGGCGCUCCACCUAUUUGCGACAGUCAACGAUUCAUGGCAGAAGAAGAAUACACGGCAGAGUAUUGGUUCUUCUAUUCUGGGGGAGAAGACUUGUGGACGCCAAAUGAUGUCAAAAGAGAAGAAGACCUAAUUGAUUCUAUCAAUCUGCCAGCUUUCAUAUGAUGAUAUGGGAAGGACCUGAAUGAGAAGAUACCAGUGGACGCAAUCAGCGGCGUAGCAUGUGGAUGAAACAUUCGAAGAUGGAUUCAAGCAGAAUCCAAGAACAUUGCACCGGAUUUUACGAGAGAUGAGAGGAUCGGAUAGUAUGUGGACAGGCUGAUGAUCCAAGACUUCGACUGAUGGAAUUGUCUUCUGAUCCAUCUCAUUUCGUUCAUUCGUGGGUUGGGGGAAAGUGGGG